Molecule: messenger RNA, 3043 nt
Organism: Mercenaria mercenaria
Lineage: Eukaryota; Metazoa; Mollusca; Bivalvia; Venerida; Veneridae
Product: baculoviral IAP repeat-containing protein 8-like
Exons: 9
Coding region: 550-1887 (445 amino acids)
Cellular component (GO): cytoplasm; nucleus
Source: RefSeq, a predicted model, not a curated record
AAAUUUUCUGAAAUGCGGCAAAAUCCUUGAGUUCAGUAUUCGUGCAUGAGCAUACGCUGUGAAUGUAAUUUCUGGAAAGUGUGUCGUUAACGAUUUGAUGGAUCAUUAUGUAUAGUUUGAUAAAACCAGGAUUCCAUCCCAAAAGAGGCAUGCCAUUUGAGCUUCAACAUGGUGACACAGAUACUGUUCCAUUUUUCAAAGUAUAUUUCUAAAGCUGACUUAAUAGAUCAUUAUAAAAGAAUAAACUUAAGCAAGAAAAGUAUUUAUGACUGUAAAAACCUUUGCCGUAUUGAAUGGAAUGUUAUCAAGAAAAUCAAACAUCACAUUGCUCGUGAUAUUCGUGAAGCGUAUGCACACCACCAGUAUACCAGCAACAGUGAUGGAUCCCAUCCCAUGUUGAAUAAACGAACAUUGGAUCGAGGCGGAUGCUAACUGGUCAGGUUGUGUUUACUAUCUAUGUGUACACGAAACAUUGUCAUAUGAACUGACUCCUGGCCAACAAUUUGAGUGCAACGUGCAAUAAUAAUAGACAUUUUCAAAUGUUCAGACAUGGCAAAUUAUUGUGCUAGAACUGAUUUCCCACAACAGGUAUCUACUGAUCAAGCAAGCGGAGGUUUAAGUGAAAUUGCCUUCUCAAACGGAGCAACGUUUCUAUCAAUGUCCGGGGUGAAUGGUCACCGAUUUGUCAGAAACGGUAUUUUAAAUGAACAACAGCAGUUAACAUAUACACGUUCAGCAGAAACAUCGACAGCUACACGAAGACAGCCGCCGCCGGCGAAACAUCCUGGCUAUACAGAUUACAGUGAACGACUUGGAUCCUACGCAAGAUGGAGUCGUCCAAAUCCAAGUCCUGUGUGUCUUUCUGAAGCUGGCUUUUUCUUCACUAACCAAAGCGACCUUGUACGUUGUUUCCAGUGCGGUAUAGGUCUCAAAGAUUUCUCGGGAGGGGACGAUCCUCUACUAGAACAUGUACGGUAUUCGGGAAAUUGUCUGUACCUUCUUGAACAUCUUGGAACUGCAAGAUUGUCUGCAAUAAAGAGAAAGUGUCAGACAGAGCAAGCAGAAGGUAUUAGACAACAACAGUCAAAUGCACAGUGUCGACAUCCUGAGUACAAGUGCUAUGAGGCCCGUCUUUCAUCCUUUAGUGGAUGGUCACAGUAUCUAACCCAAAGACCCGAAGCUUUAGCCAAGGCUGGACUUUACUAUACGGGAUUUGAAGACCAUGUGCGCUGUUUCAUGUGUGAUGGCGGGUUACGGCGCUGGGACACAGAAGAUGAUCCGUGGACAGAACAUUGUCGCUGGUUUCCGGCUUGUCAAUAUGCCAGAGAGAAGAAAGGCGAAGGGUUUAUAGCACUUGUUCAAGCUUCAGCAGAAUUUAAUGAGGAGGUUAGCAAAUACAUUAACGUUCGUUUUAUGCACAACAAGGAAACUGAAACCACAACACAUGGGGAAAUUGCCGGCAACGAAGCUCAGAUGACACUUAGAGAUCCAGAGUUCAGAGCUGUUCUAGAUGAACAUAAAAAUUCUUGUCUAGAGAUGGGAUUUGAGCUGGCAGACUUUAACGCAGCUGUGGAGGAUUUGAGGAACAUGGGCAAUAUUAAGCCAAUACUAGAAGAAAUUCUUGACAUGGUGGAGGUUGUAAAAGAGAGGAAAAGAAGCCAACAAAGAGCUAUUGAAUUAGAACAGCGUAAUCGUGAAACCCCUCUGGAAGAAAACUUGCGUCUGAAAAGUUUGAUAAUCUGCAUGUCAUGUGGCAAAAACAAAGUGAACGCUUUGUUCAUUCCCUGCACACAUCACCGUUUGUGCAUGGAGUGUGCAGAACCACUAACGGAGUGUCCAGUUUGUAGGAGAAACAUCAGACAGAAGAUAAGAACGUUCCUGGUGUAAAUUUCUUAUCCCUUCACCCCGAAUGAUCAGUGUUGUAUAUCUUCUCUUUUUAGUAACAUCACACUUACGUGAAACAUAUGUUUUCAUGAGUACACAUCAUGACAAAAUAAGAAACAUUCAUGAAAACUGUGCAAAAUUGCAGCUUAAAUAGAUUUAUUGCCAAGUAGUAAUUUGUCAAACAUUUACUGAACAAUGGCGAAAUGAGCACUAUUCUUGAAAACUGUAUAAUUUACAAGAUGUACUGACUGCAUAGAAAUAUCACAUGGUAUCCUUUAUUCUUAUAUAUUAUGUAUAUAUUAUAUUUGUACAUGUUUAAUACAUCUACUUUGGUAAAUGCACUUAGAUGAAUGCUAAAUACAAAGUAUAAACUUAUGUACCUGAGCUAUUUUAAUACUUUGGUAAGGAAACUAUUUAAGUGACAGCAUUGUUCAUCAAGUAGUUCAACGAUUUAAACGGAAAACAUUGAGUCUGGCCAGGGAUGUUCAGUCGAUAUGUAUUUAAAGAAAUAGACCACAUUGUAUCUGUUAAUCGCAUGAGUGUCCUAGAUGAAAGAUAGUAUAAUAACAUUUCAGUAUUUCGUACUUAUAUAUAUUCAAGAACUAAGCCAUUUUUACAUUUGUAUAUAAGUAUCCCAUAUGAUGUUUAACUCUGUUUUCGAAGGAGAGCCAUUCUAUUGCGCUAAACAUGCCUUUUGAAUUUGUUUAAAUGGUUUGUUUAGUAUUUUUGAGUCGGCUAAACGCUUUCAAGCGUUUGACGAGUCCUUGCUAUCGCCCGAUUUCUCAUUCUUAUUAAAUGACCUCACAACACAGCGAAUUGAUGUAGUUCCAUUAGAUUGUCUCUAAUUUCAAAGAGUUCAUUGAUCGAAUGAAGUUCAGUUAUGUCAAUCCUAUUUGCUAUGACCAAUAUACGAUGUAAUCUGUCAAAUUUAUGAUUUGUAAUUGUGCAAUACUCGAACAAAGCCACGUAUUUUCUUACGCGGUAACUCAUUAAGCAUAAACACGCAUAACGAUUCUGCGGGAUUUGGUAAUACAUUUGCGCAUAUGAUUAUGGUGACGAAUUUUAUGCCCUUUUGUCACAAAAUAGCAAAUAUGAUGUUCACAAAUUCAAAUAAAAACUUCAUUUUAACUUAUUAGCCAAAUUAUCCAUUUGUUACCCU